This is a messenger RNA of Bactrocera oleae (olive fruit fly), 3926 nucleotides long. The record is from RefSeq and is a predicted model, not a curated record. NCBI's taxonomy places the organism in Eukaryota, Metazoa, Arthropoda, Insecta, Diptera, Tephritidae.
AUACUUCAAAUACGAAGUUGUAGUAAAAGCGUAGACUCUGUUGUGAAAAUUCAAUAAUGUAGGAGGAAAGAUUAAAAAUACUAUUUGUUUUAAGUGUUUAGAAAAAUUUAUAAAAGCAAAGUAAACUUUAAGUGGUGUGCAUUUACAUGUCAAAAAUAAUGUCGAAGGAAAAGGUCGAAAAUCUUGAAAACAAACAUGCCGAACACUGGGCAGGUGACAGUGGUAAAGGCAGAUUAGAUAUGUGUCCUGAAUCUGAUUGUAAGGCCAGCUCUGAUGCUUCGAAAAGCAAUGUUGAUCGUGGAGGGGGAUAUAUUGAAACGACACAAAGUGCUGAGAGAGAAGUAAUGGGUGCUUGCUCAUCAAAUGUAUUAUGCGAGAAUGAAGAAUACCCAUUACACAAAAGAGUUUUUCAAGGUGAUUUUAAAAGCUUGGCAAGAUUUCUUCAACGGCCUCCAAAUAGCUGGCGAACGCAAGACGAAAUCGGUUGUAAAGAUAAACAUGGAAACACGCCCUUACAUCUUGCAGUCAUGUUGGGAAGAAAAGAGUGUAUUAAUUUGCUGUUAUCUCAUGAUGCCCCCGUAAAAGUAAAAAACAAUGAAGGAUGGUCGCCACUUGCUGAAGCAAUUAGCUACGGAGACCGACAAACUAUUUCCGCUGUGCUGUGUAAACUUAAACAACAGUCCCGUCAGCAUAUGGAAACUCGUCGCGCUAAAUUAGUUCGUGCUCUUGAGCAAAUGAAAGACUUUUACAUGGAACUCAAAUGGGAUUUUGCUUCAUGGGUUCCACUUGUAUCCCGUAUGUUGCCGUCCGAUAUCUGUCGUAUUCACAAGUCAGGAGCCACCUUACGCCUUGACACAACAUUGGUAGAUUUCAAUGAUAUGCGUUGGGAGAGGGGUGACAUUUCUUUUAUUUUUCGUGGUGAUCGACCGCCUCAUGAAUCAUUAACAGUUUUAGAUAACGAAUAUGAAUGUUAUCAGCACGUUCGAUACGAAGAUACAGAUAUCGAAGACGAAGUCGAUGUACUAAUGUCAACGGAUAUUUUAGCUGCUCAAAUGUCAACGAAAAGCAUACAGUUUGCUCGAGCUCAAAGCGGUUGGAUUUUCCGCGAAGAUCGAAAAGAAUUAGUCAGCGGACAAUACCAAUGCGAUUUAUAUUCGAUACAGGGUCUUAUUUUAAAACAACGUAAGAGACGAGAGCAUCUUUCACAUGAAGAUCUCCAAAAAAAUAAGGCUAUUGUUGAUACAAUAACACGUGGUGGUCGUCGUGCUAGCUUAACAAGUGCAAACGGUGAGGGUGGAUUAAAUGGGGAUUCAAUAAAUGGCUCUACAACAGAAAUGCCUCGAAGAAGUUCAUUACAACCUCCGCCUCCGCCAACCAUUACAUGGGAAGAGUAUAUUAACACGCCAAUUGGUAAAUGCCCACAUUUGGGACGACCACCAGUACAUAAGCAGUCAAACAAGUCUAUACGGGCCACAGUAGCAAUGAGUAAAGAUUUUCCCCUUAGCGUCGAAAUGUUAUUAAAUGUGUUGGAAGUAAUCGCUCCCUUUAAACACAUUAAUAAAUUGCGCGAGUUUAUUACACUUAAAUUACCAAGUGGGUUCCCCGUCAAAGUAGAGAUACCAGUUUUACAUACUGUGACAGCGAAAAUAACUUUCCAAAAAUUUGAAUUUCGCGAUAACAUACCGGCAACACUAUUUGAUGUACCGUCACAUUAUGUGGAAGAUGCUCGUCGUUUCCCAGAUUUAUGACCGGCAACAGCUCAGCACCAUCAAACGACGGAAAGUGUCGAUUUAAACCGCAAUGCUACCAGCGACAUCAGAACUAAGAAACAUGCCACUUUUAAUGAAAUAGACUAGUGUACAUUGGAGACAAAUAAAAAGCUGUGAUCAUCGCAAUGAUGCAUCAUUAAUAACAUCACUAAAAUAUUCUGAUGUUAAUUAGUCUCCUAUUAUUUCAAUAUAAUAGUUCCAAAAAAAUUGUAUUAAAUACAAUUAUCAUUCAAUGCAUUUACAUUAUUUGAUUGUAGUGCAUUAUUACGCACUUCUGCGAUAAGAAGUAUAGUAUGCACGAUAUAACUAUGUAUUCAAAAAUGUACAUAUGUGUUAUAUGUAUAUGCAUGUAUGUAUGUACAUACAUGUUAUUUUAAAACAUAAUUUAUACCUUUAUCUUAUUUUUUGACUACCAACCUUUACUUACUGAAUAAUUGUGUAUGUCAUAGGCUCAAACAAUGUAACUGACAUUGUAAUUAUUGCGUGAAUUUUAUUUAUUUGAGAAGUGUGAUUUGAAAUUGAGAAAAAGUCAGAAUAUUUUCACACGAAUAACUUGCAACUAAGUUUCAUUACAAACAUUUCAAAGUAAGCUGACAUGUAUGUAUACGAUUUUAUAAUGUUGGUAUAUUAUUAGCUAAUACUAACGCUUUAAACAAUUUGAAUCCCAUUGUGCAAAUCCUUUUGUAUAGUACGUAAGUUAUAGUAAAUGCUUGUGUUUAAAACAGUAUGUUGAAAUAUUGAUGAAAUUUUUGUAAGUUUCAUAUCGUUUUUAUGUGUAAACAAAUCCAAUUAUGUACAUAUAUGCUUGUUUUUUUUUAUUUAAAAUUAAAACAUAUAUAUUAUUGUUAUCAAACGUUAAUGAUAAAAUCAAAAAUACCUGCAUUCAGUUAGUUCCUUGGAGGCAUGUAUAUACGUAUGAUUUUAUAUACGUGUAAACUGUUUGGAAAAUAUCAAUACACUGCUUGAUCGUUGACAUACCUUCCCACCUAUUAAAGAAGUAUUCAUAUUUGCUGUAAUUUAUAUUUCUUAUUUAUUACAUCAAAGUAAAAUUAGCAAGACCUCAUGAUAUAUUAAGUAGAUUUUUCUAUUGUGUAAAUGUUCAAAUUUUCUGUGUGUUAGUAUUUUCUGUUAUAGAAUUUUAAUAAAUUGAUGUUAAUAGUAACUAUGUACAUUUUCAUAUGAAAUUAAAUCCGAACAUAAAAUAAAUGACAAACUUUAAAAAUUUGUAUAUGCUAUGUAAUUAAACAAAAUUAAUUAAAUCUAUUUUUACACAUAGCACGUGCAUCCAAAGAUAUGACUAUAUUGCAUUUCUUAACUUGCAUCACUUUUUUUUUUUAAAUAAGUCAAAAAAUGUUGCUAAUUAAUUAUAAAUACAAAAUAAUCAAAACUAUAAAGUUUUUGUUCAAAAGUUCCAACAAAAACCCAGAAGGAAUUUCAAAUCAGAGGUAAACUAUGCUAACGUAUUUUUAUUUAUUAAAAUAUAUAACUGGGCACAUUUAUAGUAUUAACACAAAGCCUCAAAUAUUAUUUGUUAGAUCUUAAAUAGUCAAAGCAAAACAAAAAAAAAUUGGAAAAACCGGAAUGGCUGCCAUAUAUAUGUAUAUACAUAUAUAACUAUUAACAUACGCUACAGCAAUUAUUUGUAUUAUGUCCAAUUCACUAUUUGAUAACUAAGAUUAACAGCAAAAAGAAUCAGAUAAAAAAAAUCUAUAUCGAGUAUUAUGAACAGUUUAGUAACUUUAUAUCAAAAAAUAUUGAACGUUUUAUACUUAAAAAUAAAGUUGAGUGCACCAUCAUCACUCCUGUAUAUACUUUCUAUACAAGCACAAUCAUGAUGAAAUUUACAUUUUAAAUCAUUGCCAUGAAUACAUACUAUAAAAUAAUAAAGUGUUGUAAAGGCAGCAAAAUAAAUGCUGAAAGAACUUCAACCACUGCUUCGUAUUUUAAUGUUUACGAUUUAUCCACAAUAACAUUAUUUUUAAGACAUCAGUCCAGACUUAUUUAAAAAUUAUUUAGCACUUUAAUUGUUUGUGCACCUACAUAUAUUCAUACAGUAUGUCUCAAACAUUCGUUUAAUUUACUUUUAAGGACAAUGUAAAAUAUUUGAUUAUACACAUGUAUAAGAUAUGUAACAAAUACAGAACCUUCUAAGAAAAA